AGGACAUUGAUAUUAUUAGUGAAUCAGAUGAUACCUCUAAAAAUACAGAUAAUUAUCAACAUGGGCACCUACCUCCAAUCUGCAUUGAGAUCUAUCAUGGAAAAACUUUUGGAACUUGGAAAGAAUAUCAAGAGAUAUUAGAACAUUACGCAUGUUAA
This is a messenger RNA of Racocetra persica, 158 nucleotides long. The record is from the annotation of a GenBank genome assembly. Lineage: Eukaryota; Fungi; Glomeromycota; Glomeromycetes; Diversisporales; Gigasporaceae.